Saprolegnia parasitica CBS 223.65 is the source of this 1563-nucleotide messenger RNA. RefSeq lists its product as hypothetical. The coding region runs from base 1 to 1563 and encodes 520 amino acids. Gene Ontology annotation, cellular component: plasma membrane. Gene Ontology annotation, biological process: phospholipid catabolic process. The transcript is spliced from 2 exons. NCBI's taxonomy places the organism in Eukaryota, Oomycota, Saprolegniomycetes, Saprolegniales, Saprolegniaceae. Gene Ontology annotation, molecular function: D-type glycerophospholipase activity. The record is from RefSeq and is a predicted model, not a curated record.
AUGGUCGCCAUCUACGCAUCUCUGAGUCUUCCACUGCUUUUGCUGGCCACACAAGUCAGCGCGGACGGCGUCACGUGCACACGGGACCCGUCGUGGCGCAGUACGUUCAAGAACUGGUGCAUGUGCCAGCCGUGCAACCUCUGCGAGUUCAAAAUCUUCAAGGGCUGCCGGCCGCUGCCGCAGAACCCCACCACGCUCUCGGACGGCUCGGACAUGCCACUCAAGCAGCCGCUGCUGGCGUCGAAAGACUGGUUCCUCUCAGAAGACGACAUCACGAAAAGCCGCGGCGGCGCGCGUCGGGACCGCCUCGCGGUUGCGACGUCGGGCAACCGCGUCAACAUCUUUGCCGACACGAGCGCUGCAUUUGCGUCCAUGCACAAGGACAUCAGCAUGGCGACGGCAGCGUAUUUCUCGGGCUGGACGCUGCACGACAUUCCGUACAUCCCGCAGAUCGACCCGUCCAUGACGUUCAAGAAGACAUGGGCCAAGGCCAUUGCCACCAACAACCUCCAUGCGCACGGUCUCGUGUGGGAAAACCUCGUCGAACUCGGCAAGGUCACCGACAUGUUUUCGUGGAUGAACACGCUCAACAACAGCAACUGCAAGAACGUCCAGCUCAUGACCGACGACCGCAUCAACAAACCGACGGGGUCACACCACCAAAAGAGCCUCAUUCUCACGCGCCAUGCCGACAUGGUGAGCUACGUCGGCGGCCUCGACCAGUCGCUCGACCGGUGGGACACCAAGUACCACAACGAGACCGCGCUCCGAAAGCGCACCGGCAUCAACGGCGCCAACGAUGGCUGGGUCGACGUCCACGCGCGUCUGCACGGACCCGCGACCAAAGAUGUCCUCCACAACUUUUUAGACCGGUGGAACGACCCGGUCUACCCAGGCAAACCGUACGGCUGGCCGCUCGUCAAGUCGCCCGUCAAGAUCGACGACGCGUGGAACGUUCCGAAGAAGACGCUGCCGCCGACCGACAUCUUGUCGCGAGUCCGCGCCGAUGCGUCCGUCGGCACGCACGACGUCCAGAUCCUCCGCACGUACAGCUGCAAGUACAAGGGCUACAAGUCGUUUGCACCGAAAGGCGAGACGUCCAUCUUUGCGGGCCGCAUCAAGGCCAUCCGGAACGCGAAAAACUACAUUUACAUUGAAGACCAGUACUUUAUCCACGUGCCUGAGCUCCUCGACGAGCUCCUCAAGAUCCUUCCGCGCAUCCAGCGCCUCAUUGUCUUUACGGUCACGCCCCAAGGCCAGGAGGCCGCUGUCGGCUACCAAAAGUACCAGUACGACAUGAUGGCCCCGCUCCUUGAAAAGUUUCCGAAGAAGGUCCAGAUCUACAUUCCCGACCCGCGCCGAAACAUUUACGUCCACUCCAAGCUCGAAGACGGCGAGAUCGACGAGUGCCAGAACCUCGAGUGGCUGGCGACGCAGCCGCGCAUUGUCCAGGUCACGUGCGAGUGCCAGCGCAGCAACUUUUCCGUCUUCAACUGCCCGGCCAUGACGGCGUACAUGCAAAUGGAGCAGGAAGCGAUCGAGUCGACGACAAUUGAUGCGUAA